This is a messenger RNA of Oxyura jamaicensis (ruddy duck), 3394 nucleotides long. RefSeq names its product phosphoinositide-3-kinase regulatory subunit 2 (gene PIK3R2). Bases 35 to 2230 code for a protein of 731 amino acids. Gene Ontology annotation, cellular component: phosphatidylinositol 3-kinase complex. NCBI's taxonomy places the organism in Eukaryota, Metazoa, Chordata, Aves, Anseriformes, Anatidae. Gene Ontology annotation, biological process: insulin receptor signaling pathway; phosphatidylinositol phosphate biosynthetic process. Gene Ontology annotation, molecular function: protein binding; 1-phosphatidylinositol-3-kinase regulator activity. The record is from RefSeq and is a predicted model, not a curated record. The transcript is spliced from 15 exons.
GCGCGCCGCCUCGCCGCUCGGAGCCGCUCUCCCCAUGGCCGAGAGGAUGGGCAGCGCCGACGGCUUCCAGUACCGCGCGCUCUACCCCUACCGCAAGGAGCGCGAGGAGGACAUUGACCUGGUGCCCGGCGACAUCCUGGUGGUCAGCAAGGGGGCCCUGCAAGCCUUGGGCUUCAAGGACGGGGACGAGCAGAACCCCAACCAGAUCGGGUGGAUCCUGGGCGUCAACGAGCGGACCAAGCAGAAGGGCGACUUCCCCGGCACCUACGUGGAGUACGUGGGGCCCGUGAAGAUCUCGGUCCCUUCGCACCGGCCCCGAGUGCAGAGACCCCUGCCCGCGACACCGGGGGCCGGCGGCUGCCGGCUGCAGGAGGCUCCGGAGCAAGGGUCUCCUCUCCCCGACCUGCAGGAGCAGUUCAGUCCCCCGGAGAUCGCGCCGCCGCUGCUGGCGAAGCUGGUGGAAGCUAUCGAGAAGAAAGGGUUAGACAGCGAGAUGUUGUACAGGACAUCUGGCUCCGAACUGAGGCAAGCGCUGAGAACCGAUUGGAGCCUGGGCGACCUGGAGCCCUUCGACGUGCACUCCCUGGGCGAGGCGCUGCGCGGCUACCUGCAGGACCUGCCCUCCCCCGUGGUGCCCGUGUCGGUGCACGGAGACAUCCUUCGCGUCCUGCAGGAGGUUCCCCAGCCGGAGAAUUGCCGGAAACAGCUGCUGCUGGCCCUGGAGCCGCCUGCGGUCCCGCUCCAGAACACGCUCACCCUGCAGUUCCUGCUCCGGCAUCUGGGGAAGGUAUCACAGCAGGCUGAGAGCAACAACCUCCACCCUCGGGCCCUGGGAGAGAUCUUCGGCCCCCUUCUCCUCCGGCUGCCUGGCGCCAGCCCAGAGCUGAGCCCUGACUUCUCCGUGCUUUUUCUGGAGAUGCUUCUGCAGCUGAAGGAGCUGGAGCCGGAACAGUUGCCUCCAGCGUUGCCUCCAAAGCCACCUAAGCCAAAGCCCAGCGCCGCCAGCCUGGCCAACGGGAACAGCGUGCCCUUGCAGGACGCCGAGUGGUACUGGGGUGACAUUUCCCGGGAGGAAGUGAACGAGAAGCUGCGGGACACGCCGGACGGCACCUUCCUGGUGCGGGAUGCUUCCAGCAAGAUCCAGGGCGAGUACACGCUCACGCUCAGGAAAGGAGGCAAUAACAAGCUGAUCAAGAUCUUUCACCGGGAAGGGAAGUACGGCUUCUCGGAGCCCCUGACUUUCGGCUCGGUGGUGGAGCUCAUCACCCAUUACCGGCACGAGUCGCUCGCCCAGUACAACGCCAAGCUGGACACGCGGCUCCUCUACCCCAUCUCCAAGUACCAGCAGGACCAGGUGGUGAAAGAGGACAGCGUGGAAGCCGUGGGAGAGCAGCUGAAAGUCUAUCACCAGCAGUACCAGGACAAGAGCUGGGAGUACGACCUGCUGUACGAGGAGUACACGCGCACGUCCCAGGAGCUGCAGAUGAAGAGGACGGCAAUCGAGGCCUUCAACGAGACGAUCAAGAUCUUCGAGGAGCAGUGCCAGACGCAGGAGAAGUGCAGCAAGGAGUACAUCGAGCGCUUCCGGCGGGAGGGCAACGAGAAGGAGGUGCAGCGGAUCCUGAUGAACUCGGAGAAGCUCAAAUCUCGCAUCACGGAGAUUCAUGACAGCAAGAUGAAGCUGGAGCAGGACCUGAAGAAACAGGCCUCGGAAAACCGGGAGAUCGACAAGCGCAUGAACAGCCUCAAGCCAGACCUCAUGCAGCUGCGCAAACUGCGGGACCAGUACUUGGUGUGGCUGACGCAGAAGGGUGCCCGGCAGAAGAAAAUCAACGAGUGGCUGGGCAUCAAGAAUGAGACAGAGGAUCAGUACUCCAUGAUGGAUGACGAGGAGGAGCUGCCUCACCACGAGGAGCGGACGUGGUACGUGGGGAAGAUCAACCGCCUGCAGGCCGAGGAGAUGCUGUGCGGCAAGCGGGACGGCACCUUCCUGAUCCGCGAGAGCAGCCAGAAGGGGUGCUACGCCUGCUCCGUGGUGGUGGAUGGUGACACCAAGCACUGCGUCAUCUACAAGACGGCGUCUGGCUACGGCUUCGCGGAGCCCUACAACCUCUACGCCUCCCUCAAGGACCUGGUCUUGCACUACAAGCACACGUCCCUGGUGCAGCACAAUGACUCCCUGAAUGUCACGCUGGCUCACCCGGUCCUUUCCCAGCCGCCUGCCAGAUGAGCAGCCCGUGCACAACACAACAGCUGCCUUCAGCUUCUUCCCCAGGGCACUGCUUUCUGGCUCUGGACUCUUGCACCCUGUAUAGUUGAGUCUCUGUGCUCCUGCCCCUCCAGAGCCUCCGAGAUGUCUGUGACCGUUCCUGGUGUCCCUUUUUGGUCAGUAGCUGAAACCCGUGUUGGCUGACGGGACAAAAAGGCUGGGCCGUUGACUCCCAGUGGGCUCCAGUCCUUAGGAGGUGGGAUCCAGUUGUAAUUGAAUCGCUGUGGGCGAGCACAGCCCUUCCCCUUCCCCGACAAACAGGUCAGACCCCUUCUUGCUGGCAGGUUGCCCCGCUACGCAUCACCGUAGAGCUAGAUCCCCGUUCCCCUGCGCUGGGGUGCGGGUCACUGCCCCGGCCGAGCGGCCGCUGGCGCUGCUCUGGGCGAGGGGCUCCCUGCCCGGACGCUGGAGAAGGCAGAGGAGGAGCCUCCCUCUGCCGAGCGCACGCGUCCUCCGCUCUCACUUCCCUCGGUGACUUCGCGGGCUGGGGUGGGAGCUGGUGUCUGGUACGAGGGCUGCUGCUCUUUUGUGCAGAGACUCAUUUCAGAAAGAGAAACCCACGUCCCCCGUGGGGCGGCGGGCGUGCCGGGGAGGGAGGCUUUGUGGCCGAGGUCCCUGCUCCGUGCUGUGCCCCUUCUGUCUUGUUCCCUGGUGUCAUAGCCACCUCCAUUGCUGCCUGGGGAGGACCCGGCCAGCGACGAAUCUCUCACCUUAGUUGUGCCAGCUAAGCUGUGAAACCCCCGUUGGUACCUGCGUCUUUCCCGGCAGAAUCCGGGGGGCGCGCAGCUCUUUGUUCCUGGUUGUCUUUGGUGAUUCUCUGCGAGCGUAACCCGCCGAAGCUAACUGUAGCUCUGUAAAUACGGUUCUUUUUGUAAUCAGCUGCUUACCUAGUACCGGCCUGUGCCGAGCUCCCACUACGACCCCGCAAGCCCGUGGGCAGCGGCCGGCCGGGCUGCUGCAGCCUCGGGUCCUGCCAGCCUGGAGCAGGAGGGGGCUGGAGCCCGACGCACACUACGAGCCCGACGCAAAAUGAAGGACCUCUCCGCUGCACGGUAUCUCCGCUGGGCCCAGGGCCUUAGCACGUAGAAAUGUAUCCACACGGUGUCGAACUGUGUACGCAAAGCA